UAUAUAUGCAUAUAUAAUUUUUGUUGAGGUUAAAGCUAAUGGCAUUUUCUGAAGUUACAAAGCGUCAUAAAAGAUUAUUUGAGUUUAAUAAUUUAUCUGCUGUCAAAACUCAUCGAGCUCCAGGAGUUCAAGAUUUUCAAAUAUUAAAACCAAUCAGCAGAGGAGCUUAUGGACAUGUAUAUUUAGCUCAAAAAAAAGAAACUAAAAAAUUGUAUGCAAUUAAGUGCAUGAAAAAAAAGGAUGUUUUAAACAAAAAUAUGAUGGACCAGGUUGUAGCUGAGCGUGAUGCUUUGGCAUUAUCUUCAAAGUGUUGUUAUGUUGUUCAGCUUUUUUAUUCAUUUCAAUCAGAAGAUAAAAUAUUUUUGGUAAUGGAGUAUAUGAUUGGAGGAGAUGUUAAGUCUUUGCUGCACAACUUGGGUUAUUUUGAUGUCAAAAUGGCUAAAAUUUAUGUUGCAGAAGUGAUAUUAGCUUUAGAAUAUUUACAUUGCCAUUCAAUAUAUCAUAGAGACAUCAAACCUGAUAAUAUGUUACUAUCAAGCAAAGGCCAUAUUAAACUAACCGAUUUUGGUCUAUCUUGUGUAACUAGGAACAAAAAGCCAAAUAUGCUGGAUUUAAUUAACACAACUGGUACAAUAGGUUCUGAAGAAAGAAAUUUUUUUUGGAGAACACCUGGUCAAUUACAGUCUCUUACAAGUAACUUUACAUUUUCUGCUCCAAGAACAAAAAAUUAUAAAAGAGUUAACAAUACAAAAAGAUUAAGCGCUCUUCAAUCUAUUAAAUCUGAAACAAAAAAGUUUUUUUUUAGUCCUCCUCAAAGUUGCUUUAAGAAUAGUAGUGUAAGUACUGUGUCUGAAUGUUGUUUGUUACCUCAAGAAGAUAAAAUGUUGUUUAGUAGUUCUCUUUUAAACAAAAAUACAGGUUUAACAUCAGAAAUUACUUCACUUGAUUUAAAUUCUUUACAGCGUAAACGUACUUACAUUGAGUUGGACUCUUCUUUGGAUCAUGAAAAAGAAAAUCGACCAAAAAGAGCAAGGAUUUUAUCCCACAGUUUGCCAUUUGACACAGAAAUAUUUAAUAACUUUACAAAUGAAAAAUGUCAUGUCCAUUUUCCUGAUUAUGAUCAUGUUAUCAUGGAUAGUAAUAAACAGUUUUCUAACCUUAGUGAUAAAACAAGUGAACUAUAUCCUUUCUCCAAUGAACUACAAAAUUCAUCAAUUGGAAAUAUAAGUGGUGUUACAGAGUUAACGGAAUCAAGUCAUAUGAGUAUUUCUUUUUCAGGAGAUACUGGUCACCUGAGCCCUCGUGUUUCUCAAUCAGCCUAUCAAUCUAGUAAUGAAGUUUGUUAUAAUAACUUAACACCCACUACUGAACUUUCUUGCAAUAGAACCAAGUCAAUUAUUGCAACUACCCCAGUUCAAAACUUGCGCUUUUAUGAUGGUCAUUCGCCUAUACUUAGCAGAAAUAGCGAAAUGUGGGAUUUAAAAACACCUGACUGUGGUUCUUUAAAUCAUUCUUUGAGAAAAACACCAUUUCGUACACCAAAGUCAUGUAUUCGAGGUGCUGCUGCAUCAUUAGGAAAAAAUAAAGUCAUAGGCACACCAGAUUACCUUGCUCCAGAAAUAUUGCUUGGGCAACCUCAUGGAGCUCCAGUUGAUUGGUGGGCCCUUGGAGUUUGCUUCUAUGAGUUUCUUACUGGAGUGCCACCAUUUAAUGAUGAUACCCCUGACUUAGUAUUUCAACAUAUUCUUGAUCAUGAUAUGAUUUGGCCUGAAGGAGACGAGGCACUGCCAAAUGAUUGUAUAGAUACUAUAAAUUUUAUUCUAACUGAAGAUCCAACUCAACGUCCAAAAGCCAUUGAUCUUAAGACUUUACAGUGCUUUUCUGAAAUAAAUUGGGCAAACCUGCAUAAUGAAAAAGCUCCUUUUAUCCCAACUCCAGACGAUGACUGUGAUACAACUUAUUUCACUGCAAGAAAUCUUGCUACUCAUUUAAAAAUGUCAAAUUUUAUGACUUGACAAGAACUUCUAUUAUUUAUUUUUUUUUCUUUAAAUCAGAAAAAAAUAGUUCAAAGUAUUUAAUUAAGUAAUCUAA
Molecule: messenger RNA, 2091 nt
Organism: Hydra vulgaris (swiftwater hydra)
Lineage: Eukaryota; Metazoa; Cnidaria; Hydrozoa; Anthoathecata; Hydridae
Product: serine/threonine-protein kinase greatwall
Biological process (GO): peptidyl-serine phosphorylation; intracellular signal transduction
Molecular function (GO): ATP binding; protein serine/threonine kinase activity
Source: RefSeq, a predicted model, not a curated record